Molecule: messenger RNA, 399 nt
Organism: Emys orbicularis (European pond turtle)
Lineage: Eukaryota; Metazoa; Chordata; Testudines; Emydidae
Gene: OTOR
Product: otoraplin
Exons: 4
Coding region: 1-399 (132 amino acids)
Biological process (GO): cartilage condensation
Molecular function (GO): protein binding
Source: RefSeq, a predicted model, not a curated record
AUGACACUAACUAUUGAUUUGGUUAUACUAUUUUUAUGCCUUGGAGUUGCAUAUCCUGGCGUGACUGGAAUUUUUAUGGACAAACUUGCCAGCAAAAAGCUCUGUGCUGAUGAGGAGUGUGCUUACACCAUUUCCCUUGCCAGAGCAGAAGAUGAUUACAACGCACCAGACUGCAGGUUCAUUAAUAUUAAAAAAGGGCAGUUGAUUUAUGUUUAUUCAAAACUAGUGAAAGAGAGAGAAGCUGGAGAGUUCUGGGCUGGAAGUGUGUAUGGUGAGCAGUAUGAAGACCAGAUGGGAACAGUUGGCUACUUCCCUAGCAGUUUAGUCUCUGAGCAGUAUGUUUAUCAAGAAGCUAAUAAGACAAUCCCUACAACAGCCAUUGACUUCUUCUGUGAAUAG